Molecule: messenger RNA, 1461 nt
Organism: Phytophthora nicotianae INRA-310
Lineage: Eukaryota; Oomycota; Peronosporomycetes; Peronosporales; Peronosporaceae
Exons: 1
Coding region: 1-1461 (486 amino acids)
Biological process (GO): amino acid transmembrane transport
Cellular component (GO): vacuolar membrane
Molecular function (GO): amino acid transmembrane transporter activity
Source: RefSeq, a predicted model, not a curated record
AUGCCGUUCUUCACUUUCGAGGACGCCAAGACCUCUUUCAACCUCUUCUGCUGCAUGUACGGCAUCGGCACUUUGGGUAUGCCAGGUAACUUCUCGCGCGCCGGCCCCGUGCUCGCCGUCAUUGCCAUGGUCUUCAUGGCCUUCGCAAACAUCUACUCGUCCGUCAAGAUGUCACAAGUCAUUCUGCUCGCCCCCAAGUCAGUCAAGACUUUCGGAGACUUGGGCGAGUGGAGCAUGGGGAAGUUGGGACGCUGGCUCUGUGUCGUCUCUCAGAUGGGAUCAUGUCUUCUUCUUCCAUGCGUCUUUCUGGUGCUUGGUGGCUCCCUCCUUGACGGCUUGUUUCCGGACGCCUUUAGCGCCACUGUGUGGAUCAUCCUCAUGGCUCUCACGGUGUUGCCUGUAUGCCUUAUCCCGACGCUCAAGGAAGGAGCUGGCGCCGCCUUUGCUGGCUGUAUGGGCACCAUUCUCGCCGACGUGAUCGGCGUGGCUGUCGUCAUGUAUGGCAUGCGCGGCCACCCUACUGUGCCCUCUCCUGAUCUAAAAAUCUCGCAAGUUCUAGGCUGCUUCGGCAAUUUAGCACUGGCCUAUGGAGCUGGUAUUGUCCUUCCAGAUCUUCAACGUCAACACAGUGACCCCACACGCAUGCCCCGUGUUGUGCUGGUGACGGUGAGCUUCAUCUCAUGCCUGUUCAUGAUUCUAGCUUCUACAGCGUACUCGGCUGUGGGCUGCCAGAUUUCGGGAAAUCUGCUAUUCACCAUCUAUCCAGAUUCGACCACCGGAAUGACCUCGUUGGGGUUUAAGCCGAGCUGGGGCGCCGUGGUGCUGGCCUACUUGUUCAUGCAGCUACACAUCACGAUCGCAUUCUCUGUGAUAAUCAACCCGGCGUUUUAUAUCGCCGAGCGUUUGGCUUUGGGUAUGCACAAGAAGGUAACUAUGGAUAUGGAAGUCGGUCGUAGUUACGUCGAGUCCAUAACGCCAGCAAUUGUCCAAACGGAGUCUCGCCGCAGCUCAAAGAUGUCCUAUGUUUCCGUGGCCGACAGCGAGCGUGAAUUUAAGGAGGACCCAGAGGCGGAGGUGGCAGAGUAUCGUGGUGGAAAGAACAUCGUUAAGUAUAUCGCGCUACGAGUCGUCAUUAUUGUCAUUUUGGUGGUACUUUCGAUCAUUUUCCAAGACCACUUCUCGGACUUCGCCGAUUUCGUGGGGGCGUCGUGCAUUACGAUGAACUGCAUUCUGCUCCCAAUCGUGUUUUACCUUAUGAAGGCCUGGAGAUCCAUUCCUCUUUACGAAAGGGCUGCUGCUCUAAUUGUAACCGUGGUGUGCUUCAUUCUAGGGUGCUACGUGACGUACUCAACUGGCAAGAGUCUGUUUACCCCGACUGACGAUGACACUGAGUUCCCCUACUGCGGUUCGGAGUAUGAAAACCAGAUUUACUACAAUUACACGGCUGAACACGAGUCUUAG